Molecule: messenger RNA, 274 nt
Organism: Ictalurus furcatus (blue catfish)
Lineage: Eukaryota; Metazoa; Chordata; Actinopteri; Siluriformes; Ictaluridae
Exons: 3
Source: RefSeq, a predicted model, not a curated record
UAUGAGGGUUGUAAAAAGUCAGAUGAUAAGCUGUUCAUCUAAAGAUUUGGUAGACUUAGAAUUUAGGUAUACAGUUCAACGAUCAGCACAACUUCAUGAUAAGGCCAUGAGGAGACGAGCUCAUGGACACUCUGACGGUACAAAUAGCCGUGACAGAAUCAUCAACUUCAGCUCCCGAUCUAGUGAUGAUAGCUCACAGCAUCUCUCUCCGGAAGAGAAAGCUUGUCUCACAUUUUUGGAGGAGACCAUCGAGUCCAUAGAGACAGAGGACGAU